GCAUAGUUCACCCCACCACCCUUCUCCCUGUAACUAACGAACCAGCAGCCGGAAUUCAUUGGCGGAGUCCCGUCACCGCCAUCGUAACCCUUACCCUAAUCCUGUUCCUUCCAUGGAUAAUUCCUUCACCCGGAUACCCUGAAAACCCCUCCCUUCCCCUCCUCCCGAUGGAUCCCCACAGAGACGGCCACGCCGAGAACGGCCGCCACGAUGGCGACGGUGGCGGCGACGACACCAACGGGCCCCUUCCGAAGCGGCCGCGGCCUUCUCCACCCAUCUCCACCGCUGAGAUCCGCGACGAGUUCUCCCACCACGACCCCGCCGUAGCCCGCGUCAACAACGGCAGUUUCGGCAGCUGCCCGGCCUCCGUCCUCGCCGCCCAGCUCCGGUGGCAGCGCCUCUUCCUCCGCCAGCCCGACGAUUUCUACUUCAACCGUCUCCAGCACUCCAUCCUCCGCUCUCGUGCGCUCAUCAAAGACCUCAUCAACGCGGACGACAUCGACGAGGUCUCCCUCGUCGACAACGCCACGACCGCCGCCGCCAUCGUCCUCCAGCACGUCUCCUGGUCCUUCACCGAGGGCCACUUCAACAAGGGCGACGCCGUCGUCAUGCUCCACUACGCCUACGGUGCCGUCAAGAAGUCCAUCCAGGCCUACGUCACCCGCGCCGGCGGCCAUGUCAUCGAGGUCCCCCUACCGUUCCCGGUGACCUCCAACGAGGAGAUCGUUCAAGAAUUCCGCAAGGCGUUGGAGCUCGGGAAAUCCAAUGACCGGAAGGUCCGGCUGGCCGUGAUCGACCACAUUACUUCGAUGCCGAGCGUCGUGAUCCCUGUCAAAGAAUUGACCAAGAUUUGCCGCGAGGAGGGUGUAGAUCAGGUGUUUGUUGAUGCGGCGCAUGCAAUCGGGAGCAUCGAGGUUGACGUGAAAGACAUAGGGGCUGAUUUCUACACCAGCAACCUCCACAAGUGGUUCUUCUGCCCCCCUUCGGUUGCGUUCUUAUACUCCAAGAAGAGCAGGGCUUCAUCCAAUUUGCACCACCCAGUGGUCUCACACGAGUAUGGGAAUGGUCUUCCAAUCGAGAGCGGGUGGGUUGGUAACCGCGAUUACAGUGCCCAGCUUGUAGUGCCAUCAGUGAUGGAUUUCAUUGAUAGGUUUGAAGGGGGGAUUGAAGGCAUUAGGAAGCAGAAUCACGAUAAGGUUGUGGAGAUGGGGAAGAUGCUGGCUGAGUCAUGGCUCACUUGUCUUGGAUCGCCGCCAGAUAUGUGCUCGAGCAUGAUCAUGGUUGGUCUACCUGGAUGUUUGGGGAUUUCAAGUGAAAAGGAUGCUCUCAAGUUUAGGAGUCUCUUGAGAGAUCGAUUCCAUGUUGAGGUUCCUGUAUAUCAUUGUUCUCCAAAGGAUGGUGAGAAUGGGAGCAGUUCUGUGACUGGGUAUGUGAGAAUUUCUCAUCAGGUGUAUAAUGUGGAGGAUGACUACAUAAGGCUCAGGGAUGCAAUAAACAAACUUGUUCAGGACGGAUUCAAUUGCACAAAGCUGCCAUCCAGUUAGGAAGUUAGAAAGAAUUCUUCUUGGCCAUCUUGCAGCCGCUGGAAGGGAAUCAUGGCUGUUUAGAUAUGGAUUGCUUGUUGUUAGCAGAAAGAGAUCAUUUCUCCCGUUCGUUGCUUAGGGGCCACGCAGGACACUUUCAGUGCUAUUCAGACUGACAGUGUUGUAUUUCGUGUUGACAAUAAACUUCUGCCAUUUGAGAAAUAAAAUAUGUUAAUUUUCAUUGUCAUAAUCAUGGUAUAUCUCAUGAAAAAUUGGUGAGAGAGAUCCUGAGGUAUUUAUAGUGGAUCCAGUACCAUUAACUCUGGAUGGACUGUCAAUUUGUACAGUUCUUAUCUACAUUAGUUGCAU
This is a messenger RNA of Elaeis guineensis (African oil palm), 1892 nucleotides long. Its product is annotated as putative L-cysteine desulfhydrase 1. The record is from RefSeq and is a predicted model, not a curated record. NCBI's taxonomy places the organism in Eukaryota, Viridiplantae, Streptophyta, Magnoliopsida, Arecales, Arecaceae.